AUGACAUUAAGAGUGAUGGAAACAGCCAAUGAAACCUCUGAAGAAUAUUUCAUCUUAAUAGGUUUCUCUGACCGACCAGUGCUUGAGAUGAUCCUCUUUGUUGUCAAUCUAAUUUUUUACUUUUUUGCUGUCAUGGGCAACUCAACCAUCAUCCUGCUCUCUCUCCUGGACCCACGACUUCACACUCCCAUGUACUUCUUCCUUAGUAACUUGUCUCUUUUGGAUCUUUGUUAUACAACCAGCAGUAUCCCCCAGAUGUUAGUAAAUCUCUGGGGUCCCAGAAAAACCAUCACAUAUAUAGGCUGUGUGGUUCAACUUUUUGCCUUUCUCUCAGUGGGAGGUAUUGAAUGCAUUCUCCUCUCUGUCAUGGCCUAUGACCGUUUUGUAGCAGUCUGCAAACCCCUCCACUAUAUGGUCAUCAUGCACCCCCAGCUGUGCUUACAACUGGUUGCCUUUGCCUGGCUUAGUGGGAUUGCCAACUCUAUUCUGAUGUCUCCUCUUACCUUAUCACUUAGGCGGUGUGGUCACCAGCGUAUCAACCACUUUGUAUGUGAGAUGCCAGCUUUGAUACGGAUUUCCUGUGUCAACACUAGUCGAGUAGAGGGUCUGGUCUUCUUCCUAGCCAUCCCUAUUGUUUUGGUGCCCCUUACCAUGAUCCUGGUCUCCUAUAGGUACAUUGCUGCUGCUGUGUAUAAUAUCAAGUCAGCAGCUGGGAGGAAGAAAGCCUUCAACACUUGUGCCUCGCACAUGAUUGUUGUAUCACUGUUCUAUAGCAGCAUCAUCUACACGUACAUGCAGCCAGGCAAUGUAGCCAGCCAGGACCAAGGCAAAUUCCUUACACUCUUCUAUUGUCUGGUGACCCCUACCUUGAACCCUUUCAUAUACACUCUGAGAAACAAAGAAGUUAAAGGGGCAAUGAGAAAGGUCCUUGGGACUGGCCGAGGCCCACACUGA
Molecule: messenger RNA, 954 nt
Organism: Vombatus ursinus (common wombat)
Lineage: Eukaryota; Metazoa; Chordata; Mammalia; Diprotodontia; Vombatidae
Product: putative olfactory receptor 2W6
Exons: 1
Coding region: 1-954 (317 amino acids)
Biological process (GO): G protein-coupled receptor signaling pathway
Cellular component (GO): membrane
Molecular function (GO): olfactory receptor activity; G protein-coupled receptor activity
Source: RefSeq, a predicted model, not a curated record